AUCACCCGGUGAAUGAAUUUUUGGAUCUGUUCAGUCGCCACAUGCUUCCACAUGCAAUAGAUGAACCCCACAUUGAUGCAGAAUCAGCUCAGACUGAACCCUGUACUUCAGACUCUGUGCAGGAUUCGUCUGAAUAUAUAAUAUUGGAUCCUUUCUUUCCAAACUUUAUAGACUUUGAAGAAGAGGAAGACUGUGAAAAUACUACUGAUGUUACAACUCCUCCAGCUUUGCAGUUCAUCAAUGGAAAGCAACAAGUUACGAGUGCACCUAAGAGCACAAAAGCUGAGGAAGCGAGAAGUGACCAAAUAGAAAGCGUUGCACACUCCAAAAAUGUAACCUUUUCUCAAAUCAAUGAAACAAAUACAUUUAUAAUAUCUGAAACUGAAGCCUCUGGCACUAUGCAACCAAACAAAGCUGGAGAAGUAAUAGGGGCAUUUGAAGUUACACAACCAACAGCAGAUGUUGCAAUGUUAGAACCUGUUUAUAGUGGCGAGUCAGAAGUUGCCACAACAGAGAAAUCAAUAGCUGUUACUUCUUCAUAUGAGCAGUCUCUGCAAAAUAAUAAAGAUACCAUAACAUGGCAUGGAACCGAGGAGAGCUCUACUAAAGAUACAAAAAACUCACUUUUGAUUAUUAGUGAAACUUCUGGAGAUGGCUCCACUGAGUCUGAUUUAUCCAGUUCUAUCUUCUCAGAAAUUGUGACAAUGUCAAGAAAGGAUGAUGAAAAAAAUUCUGGUAUAACUUCUGCUCCUGAUGCAUUUACUGCAGAAAGUUCUGCUGUAACUGCUUCUCCGGAUGCAGUUUUUAAUCCUGCUUCAGUAGGCAUAAGUGUGAAAGACUUUAUUCCGGAAGAGCCAACACCUACUCAAGAAGAUAAUUAUAGAACAACUAUUAAACUUAACGUAAAUUCCCUUGUUGAAAACCUUCUGGAAACAAGUAGUCAUACAGCAAAGCCUGAGAUGACUUUCAUAGUUCUAGAAGGCUCUGGAGAUGUAGAAGAGGACAUCACUAUAACUUCAGUCAUAACAACAGAAACAGCAGUGACAGAAACCCUUUCAAUGCAAGAUACUUCUUUGGGCUCUGGCACAGUAUUGCCAACAGAAACUUCUGCAACUGUUUCAGGAAUCACCUCUGCUUUGCCCAGAGGAAUAAGCACUCUUUUUUCUGCUUUUGAUCGAAGUUCUGAAGUAACUGUUGCCACCAUUUCUGCAUCUGAGUUUAUUACGGAAAAAGUAGUUGCCAGCUCUCUUGUAACUGAAAAGAAUAUUGAAGAUGAAAAAGAAACACAGACCACUGUUUAUUCAGGUCAUGAAAAUUCAGCUACUGUUGCAGAGAGAAAUGUGGAGUUGAAUGAACUUGGGAGCACUACUAGUGAAGUCAGAACUGUAAGUCAAGAGCCUACCCUGCUCAGAAGAACAGUACUGGUAACAGGUACCAUAAGUUCUGAAAUCAAAAGGGUCACUACUGUUCCUCUCUUGAAAGAAAAGAAGCUUUUUAUAAAUGAAGGAUCAGCAGAAGAACCAGCAGACAUAUUUUCAGGGGGUCCCACAAGAAAAGUGGUAAGUACUGACUCCCCAUUUAUUGAUCCAGGUUCUGGAGACAUAGAUGUUAUCAUUGAGUCUGCUACUUUGACUUCAGUUCCAUUAAGGCCUGUCACUGAAACACAAACAGAAAAGCAUGAAGGAAAAAUUUACAGCAUAGAUGGUGCUUCACUGAAGAAUUCAACAGAAUAUGAAGAGCCUGCAAGCACAGAUGAAUCAACAAUAUCAGUUUCAAGUACUGGGUCAGAUGGCUUGACAAAGGAGUCUGGAGUAACAAGUCAGAUGUUCCAGGAUGUGUUCAGUACAGGAAGCCCAGGAGAACAAAACCAGGAAACAGAACCAACUUACACAGCUUCUUCUGAAGUAAAAUCUAGUCCUGGUUCUAGAAAAGAAAUACUAUCUCGUGUUGCAUCAGGAGUUAAAACUGAAGAUUUAGGAACAGGUGAGGUCACAUCAUCUCCAGAAUCUGUGGUUAGUAACAGCCCUCACAUCAUGGUGACACAUGGUACUGGCAGUAUAAAAGCAGUAGCUGAAUCUACAGAAAGCAAAAACGCAAAAAUUAGUUCUCCGACUGUCUCAUUAGGCAAGAUUCUCUUGAUUGAGCAUGGUUCUGGAGAAGAAUUCAAAGGGGACAGCAGCACCACAAAACUAAUGUCUAAUGGACCUACUGAAGAAAUACUUGGAAGUACUUUCUCAUUUAUUGAUCAGAGAUCUGGAGAAGCAGACACGUUCAUUGAAUCGUUUGCAAAAACAGCAGUUUCACCCACUGGGAGACCAGAAACACAAGAGAAGUAUAACAAAAAAGUUGUCAGCACAUCAUCUAUGGAUCAUGCCUUCACUACUGAACCUGUUGAGCUAGUCCUGAGUACUGAACAUGAAGUAACUUCAGUGGGAACUGUAACUGACAUAAGCACGGAAGACAAAACAAUUGAUGAACUGGCAGUGAGAGCCUUUUCUAAGAAGAUUCCUUUGGUAGAAGAUAUACAUUCUGGGGAAGAAAGGACAAGGGAAAUUUCACCAAAAGCUACAGAAUCUUCUGAAGAAUCAACAGACCCAUCCUUUAAAAUUACACAGGCUAACCAUGAACAUCUGGCAUUUUUAAAUGUUCUGACUGUCAAUCCAUAUUCAGAAGAGAAGGAACUAGAAACUGGAUCUGUUAAAAAAAUACUUUUGCCAUUUAAUGAUGUAACUGAGCCUGUAAAGACUGAAAGGAGUUACAUAAGCUCUCCAGUUACAGUUAUAGAGCAAGAGGAGGACUUGAAAGAAGAAAAGCUAACAGAUGAUGAGCUCAUUGGUGAUCCAUUCUUUUCAGGACAAGGAUCAGGAGACAGCCUUGUUGUUAUUCCUUCUGUAGUGCCAUUGGCUAUCAAUGAAAUCAUGAGUACUUCAAGUCCUGAAACGUCUUAUCCUGCAAAUAUGGGACCCAAACUUUCAACUGACAAGACACAAGACUUUGAAAGAGGAAGCACUGAAUCAAACGCUGAAGUUAAUGAAGAAGUUACAAGUGCUGUAACUGAGCUCCUGUCAGAAACAGAAGACCAGUUCCCCAGCUCAGUGACCACCAGUUCCCCAGCUUUAGUAAGAGAGCGUUCUAAGGGCUUCAGCUCUACUGAGGUUAAAGAGACAAUGCAUUAUUUUGUUGCAAUUCAGGAACCUCACAAUAAGGAAAUUAACUAUACAAGAGGAGAAAACGAAAGAGAUAGGACAACAGCUACUUCUAAAGCUGUUUCUCAAAAGGAAUCUUCACAUUUGCUGAGUAAAGAUGGCAUAACUCCUGUUUCCGUAAUACUGAGUAGAACUCCUAAUCUUAAAACACAAGAAUCACUUGUAACAUCAACAACAAAAAUUCCAGGCAAAGUGUUACCUGAAAGCUCUGGAGAAGGAUCUGGCUGGGUUGGUGUUUUGGAUUCAUCUUCUCCUGAUAUGUUUACUCAUUUGUCAAUAUCUGCUGGGUCAAAAGUAGAAGUAAAUGCUUCAUCUAGUGUACCUGGGGAAAUUUAUUCUGAAGUUAUGACAACAGAGGCACUGACAGAUGGAUCACAGACUGUAGUCACAGGAGUACCAUCCCUUUUUACAGAAGAAAAAGAGAUCAUGGCAAGUCCAGCUGCUGUUCAACCAAAGACAGCUACAUCAGAAGAACUAACAAGUGAUACUGGGAUAUAUGAGAAAAUUAUUCCCAUGAUUGAUGAUAAAAGAGGUGUUGUGUUGAAUGUUUCUGUUUAUGGUGAUAUUACACUAAUUGAAGAACGACUUCAAAUCCCGUCGGAAGAAACAACUAUUAUAGACAUGGAUCACUCAAAAUCAAUGCCUGAAGAUAUAAUAAGUGUGCAGACCUUGCCAAAUCCUGUCAUACACUCAACAUAUGGCAGUGAUGAUAACAUGACAGCUGAAGGGGAGAAAUAUGAUUCAACACCUAAAUUUUCCAUAACCAAAGAGAAGACAUUAGGAUCUGGUGAUAGUCUUUCUUUGACUACUUCCAGUCAGCCAAGUAGUGAAUCAGUAACAGGUGGGCGCGGACCAAAAUCAGAUGACAAAGAUUUGGGUUCAGGCAAUGCCAUGAAGUUUGCAACAGAAACUCACAUCACUACCAAACUCUCUGAACUGGGCAUUUUCCUUCCUACAGUGCCAUCACUGACAAGCCCUCGUGUGCCUCAUGAGUCUAAAUAUGUUGUUACUAGCACAACAGAAGACACCUACAAGCUGAAUACUUCAGCAAACAGUGGAGUAAUAGCAGGUCAAAGUGAAACGAUCUCUGUCUCUGGCUUUUCAGGAAUGGGCCAAGAAGAACUGGAUGAUAAGCAGCCUGUGGUUCCUUCUUUUACACCAGUUUUAACUAUUGAUACAGAAAGGGGUUUGACAACUGACAUGCUUGAUGUAAGUAUUGUCACCACACAGCAUUCAUCCCAACUGACAACUGUUUCACCUAGCAAAAAUGAAGAAAAGCAUCCUACAGUAUACACAAACACAAAAUCAGUAUCAGUAGAGUAUGAAGAAACAGAUUCAGUGAGCUUUUAUUCUGUACCUCAAACUCCUAAAUCCUCAGUAACUGUUCAGUUAGUUAAUGGAGUAUCUGACUAUCCUGAGGUAAUAAUUCCAAGCACAUCAUCAUCAAAGGAUUCAGAUCAGUCUGAUCAUUCAUCAGAAGGAACCUUCAAAGAGGUUAGUUCUGAUAUUGCAGCAACAUAUAAACCACCCACUACAGACCUUCUUGACAGAACAGAGUCUUUUCUGCUGGAGUUUUCUCUGAAGCCUAGUUCAGAAAGCACAACUACUGAAAGUACUCCUCACUUUAAUAGACUUGUAACAGACCGAACAGAGGAGCCAGAAACCUCUGUAACUGAUUUGGCUAUUGAGGAAGAAGCUACUGUUUCUGGAGAUUCUCCAUCAAUACAUAUCUUGCCUACUGCUUUUCUGAAUUUUGGAGAAAGAGCGAGCACAGAUAUUCCGAAAGUUAGCACAAUAAAAGUUGAAGCUUCCUCAGAGAGAGUGAACAACCCCCGUCAAGAAGAUGACAGGAGUACUGAGGGAGAGAUACCAUGGCUUUUUUCUACACCUGUUUCAGAUUCACCCAAUAGUAUUGAAACUGAAGUAUUUAAACCUGACCAGGAAGCAGUUACAAUGCUAGCUUCAUCCUCACAACCUUUGGAUAGAAGCACAGAAACACUAUCAGCUUUCUUUGAUCAAGAGGAGAUCACAACAAUUUCUUCUAACAUUGCAACAACUAGCACUGCCCCUGGAAACAGUCUGUAUCAAACUGAGCAGUCAAUGAUAAGCUCUGAGGAACCAAAUACUAUUGAACUUAUAACUUCAUCAUUUUCCCUGCCGGAAGUUACUAAUGGAUCAGAUUUCCAGAUUGGCACCAGUGUGGGUUCAGUUGAAGGCACAGCAGUGCAAAUUCCAGGCCAAGAUCCAUGCAAAAGCAAUCCCUGCCUUAAUGGUGGUACCUGCUAUCCACGUGGUUCAUUUUACAUCUGUACAUGUUUGCCAGGUUUCAACGGUGAGCAGUGUGAAUUAGAUAUCGAUGAAUGCCAGUCUAACCCAUGCCGGAAUGGAGCCACAUGCAUAGAUGGCCUCAAUACCUUUACUUGCCUCUGUCUGCCAAGCUAUAUAGGUGCUCUCUGUGAACAAGACACGGAGACAUGCGAUUAUGGCUGGCACAAGUUCCAAGGACAGUGCUACAAAUACUUUGCCCAUCGGCGUACAUGGGACACGGCUGAAAGGGAAUGCCGUCUCCAAGGAGCACAUUUGACAAGCAUCUUGUCUCAUGAGGAGCAGAUCUUUGUGAACCGUAUUGGGCAUGACUACCAGUGGAUUGGCCUCAAUGACAAGAUGUUCGAGCGUGAUUUCCGCUGGACUGAUGGUAGCCCGCUG
Leptosomus discolor (cuckoo roller) is the source of this 5912-nucleotide messenger RNA. NCBI's taxonomy places the organism in Eukaryota, Metazoa, Chordata, Aves, Leptosomiformes, Leptosomidae. The record is from RefSeq and is a predicted model, not a curated record.